This is a messenger RNA of Trematosphaeria pertusa, 3713 nucleotides long. Its product is annotated as calcium-transporting P-type ATPase-like protein. Gene Ontology annotation, molecular function: ATP hydrolysis activity; ATP binding; P-type calcium transporter activity. The record is from RefSeq and is a predicted model, not a curated record. Gene Ontology annotation, biological process: intracellular calcium ion homeostasis; manganese ion transport; calcium ion transmembrane transport. The coding region runs from base 380 to 3520 and encodes 1046 amino acids. Gene Ontology annotation, cellular component: Golgi membrane; plasma membrane; endoplasmic reticulum. Lineage: Eukaryota; Fungi; Ascomycota; Dothideomycetes; Pleosporales; Trematosphaeriaceae. The transcript is spliced from 4 exons.
AUUUGGGCUUGCUUUUGCCAGGCGUGCGCCCGGUGCGCCAGCGGGCCGGUAAAACAAUCAAUCGCACUUGAAACUCAUAGACAAGACAAGCUCCAGACCCCAGACGCUGCACUGCACCCGAGGCGCUCGGUCGUGCUCUACGUUUUAACUCAGAUCCCACGAUCCGCGUACUUCGCUCGAGCCAAAGAACUUCGAUCCUCAAUCCUGCCCUCGCCGCCAGCGCUCCCCGUCCACGUCCACAGCAAUAGCCCCCAUUCGCAUCAAUGAGAUAAUCAGCAUACCCGUAGUCCUCCUCGCUCCUCGCUCCUCGCCGCCUCCACCUCCGUACAGGCCACGUCAAGAGUGCGCCGCGCAACAGUGGCCCUUUGGCCAUGCCAAUAUGUCCGGAGCCUCGACGCCUGCGCUACCGUUAUAUCAUGUCCCCAACGGGUCAACCAAGGCUCCGCGCGCAGCGUCGCCGUUGCUGCAGCCUCCGGAGCCGCCGCAGCGCCGCGCAACACCUUCGUCGAUAACCUCCUCGUUCUCCCUCCUGUCUCCCCAAGAGACCGCGCGAAAGCUGUCAACGUCUGUCACCCGUGGCCUUUCCUCGUCAACCGCGUCCGCUCGAAUACACACCCAUGGCCUCAAUGAGCUCCCCCACGAGGAGCCGGAGCCACUAUGGCUACGGUUUAUCAAGCAGUUCAAGGAGACGCUGAUUCUGCUGUUGCUUGGGUCCGCCGUCGUGUCUCUAAUAAUGGGAAACCUGGAGGAUGCGGUCAGCAUCACGGCUGCCGUCACCAUCGUGGUCACAGUGGGCUUCGUGCAGGAAUAUCGGUCUGAAAAAUCGCUCGAAGCGCUAAGUCAAUUAGUCCCGCACUCAGCUCAUGUUAUUCGCGCUGGGGCGGAGCACCCGCGUAAUGGUCGAUUGGGGAACGACGCCAACUCCGAGGGCAUCGAAAUGGACAAUCUUAAAGAUACUCCAGCAUCUCUAGAAGCCGCCGAGGGUCAGUCCAUCACCAUAUCCGCUACGUUGCUGGUACCGGGCGAUUUAGUCCUGUUCCACACUGGCGAUCGCAUACCAGCAGAUAUCAGGAUCACUCAUGCGGCGGACCUUACCAUCGACGAGUCCAAUCUCACCGGCGAGAAUGAGCCGGUCCCAAAGUCGCCAGACACAAUCGCCGCUGCCGCCGGCAUACAGCGACCACGAUCGCCUUUCUACGCAUCACCCGCUGCGGGUACAGUUGGUGCCGAUAUUCGACUGAAUGAUCAGAAAAACAUCGCUUUUAUGGGCACACUUGUCCGUUCCGGAUACGGACAAGGUCUAGUAAUCGGUACAGGCGGAAAUACAGAGUUUGGAGCCAUAUCAGCAUCGCUACAGGAGAUCGAGAGCCCGCGAACACCAUUGCAGCUUUCUAUGGACAGACUCGGGAAAGAGCUCAGCUACAUGUCGUUUGGAGUCAUUGCCUUUAUCAUUUUGCUCGGCCUUUGGAGGGGCUGGGCGUUCCUGGAGAUGUUUCAGAUUGGUGUGUCUUUGGCCGUGGCGGCCAUUCCGGAAGGACUUCCUAUCAUUGUUACCGUCACGCUCGCUUUGGGUGUUCUCCGCAUGUCGAAGCGAGAUGCCAUUGUACGGCGUCUACCCAGUGUCGAGACACUGGCAUCCGUCAAUGUAGUCUGUAGCGACAAGACAGGCACAUUGACCACGAACCAUAUGACCGUUACGAAGAUCUGGCAUUUCGACGAGUUGUCUCCAAUCGAUGUGAAAAAGAAACACGAAUCGGCCGCUCUCGACUCGCCAACUCGCACGAUAUUAAGGGUUGGAAACAUUGUCAAUAAUGCGCGUCUCUUAGGCACCCGCGCAGCGUCCACCGCCGCUGUUCUGUCAUCCACCAUGGGCGAUGACACGUCAGGCGUAAAGAGCAGAUGGGUUGGGCAACCUACGGAUGUUGCGUUGCUCGAUUUAUUAGAUGCUUUUGGGGAGGAUGACGUAAGAGAGAGGAUCGGAGCUCGACGUUACGAAACACCCUUCAGUUCUGAAAGGAAGUGGAUGGGUGUAGUCAUCAGUGGAAGCUCAGGGCCAGAACUUACCCCCGGGCCGGACGUGGCAUACAUCAAAGGCGCCCUAGAGAAAGUGCUGGAUCGCUGUGAUACCUACGUCAACGCCCAAGGUCGGGAAGUCCCGUUAGAUCAAGCACGUAAGCAGGAGGCUAUGAAAGCGGCAGACAUGAUGGCGCAAGACGGGCUACGAGUGCUUGGAUUCGCAAGCGGCGCAUCAAAAGACGGUCGGAAAUCACCUAGCAAAGGUGUAAGUGGAACAGCAUCCCCAGGGCCACCAUCCAGCUCUGGGCUUGGCGAAGAUGAGCACUAUCGCGGCCUGGUAUUUGCGGGCCUUGUUGGCAUGAACGACCCGCCAAGGAAAGGUGUGGAGCGAUCCAUUCGGCGAUUGAUGGCUGGCAAGGUCAAGGUGAUCAUGAUCACCGGCGACGCAGAGACGACGGCCGUUGCUAUUGGCAGGAAGCUCGGUAUGCCGAUCAGCAUGAACUCGUCCAUCGGCCGGUCUGUCCUGCGCGGCGAUGAGUUGGACCAGAUGACCGAAGAGGAGCUCUCACAAGCCAUCGCCACAACCACUAUCUUUGCGAGGACAAGCCCGGAGCACAAGCUGAAGAUUGUUCGUGCCCUUCAAGCAAGAGGAGACGUUGUUGCUAUGACUGGCGAUGGCGUCAACGAUGCGCCGGCCUUGAAGAAAGCAGAUAUCGGCAUCUCCAUGGGGAAGUUAGGUACUGAUGUCGCCAAGGAGGCUGCUGACAUGAUUCUGACCGACGACAACUUCUCGACAAUCUUGAACGCAAUUGAGGAAGGGAAAGGCAUCUUCUACAACAUUCAGAACUUCCUCACAUUCCAGCUCAGCACCAGCGCAGCAGCACUUAGCUUGGUCCUGCUGAGCACUUUCCUCGGUUUCCAGAACCCGCUCAAUGCCAUGCAGAUCUUGUGGAUAAAUAUCCUCAUGGACGGCCCACCCGCGCAAUCUCUAGGCGUCGAGCCCGUCGACCCAGCCGUCAUGUCGCGCCCGCCUCGCCCACGCAAAGCGCGCGUCCUAACCCGAGCGCUCCUCCAACGCGUUGUCCAAUCCGCCACCAUCAUCAUGCUUGGCACCCUCACGACCUACUACCGCGAAAUGACCGCCGACAACGAAGUCACAGCCCGCGACACCACCAUGACCUUCACCUGCUUCGUUUUGUUCGACAUGUUCAACGCGCUGACCUGCCGCUCCGAGUCGAAAUCCGUGCUCGCCGGCGAAAUCGGCCUCUUCUCCAACAAGAUGUUUAAUUACGCCGUAUCGGGCAGUUUGAUUGGCCAGCUGUUGGUUAUCUACUUUCCGCCGCUGCAGAGCAUUUUCCAGACGGAGGCGCUGGGGUUAAUCGAUUUAGUGCAUUUAAUCGCCGUGGCGAGCUGUGUGUUUUGGGCGGAUGAGGGGAGGAAGUGGUUCCAGAGAUGGAAGAUGGGGAGGAGAUUGGUGGGCACUGGGUAUAGUGCUAGUGUAUGAUAUUGUAAGGGUUUAGGGUCCGUCUUUCGUAACGCCCCGUUGGAGUAGAUUGGGCCGUCGGAGACAUGGGAUGGAAAUACAUACAUGUACAUGACUUUUUCCAAGUGUGCCCUUUCUCCUUGCGCUCGAUCUUCUUCCUUUCGACGUGCGAAAUGCCGGUCAAAGAACCCCUCACUCCCUUCCAUCACAUCCU